This is a messenger RNA of Phascolarctos cinereus (koala), 4423 nucleotides long. It is a transcript of the gene MAN2A2, whose product is annotated as mannosidase alpha class 2A member 2. Gene Ontology annotation, molecular function: carbohydrate binding; alpha-mannosidase activity. Lineage: Eukaryota; Metazoa; Chordata; Mammalia; Diprotodontia; Phascolarctidae. The record is from RefSeq and is a predicted model, not a curated record. Gene Ontology annotation, biological process: mannose metabolic process; protein deglycosylation; N-glycan processing. Gene Ontology annotation, cellular component: Golgi membrane.
GAUACACUUUGUGCUGGCAGUAUACCAAGCAGCUUGUCCAGUAUUUUCAAGGGAGCCACCAUGGUAUCCAGUCGUGUAAAGAGAACAGGUGCGUGCAGGGGGACCGGUAUGAAGUUGAAGAAGCAAGUGACAGUGUGUGGGGCAGCCAUCUUCUGCGUGGCCGUCUUCUCCCUCUACCUCAUGCUAGACCGAGUACAGCAUGAUCCCACCCGGCACCAGAAUGGAGGCAACUUCCCCCGAAGCCAGAUCUCAGUGCUGCAGAACCGAAUUGAACAACUAGAACAGCUGCUGGAGGAGAAUCAUGAGAUCAUCAGCCACAUCAAGGACUCAGUGCUUGAGCUGACAGCCAAUGCGGAUGGCCCUCCGGCUUUGCUCCCUUACCACACCCCCAAUGGCUCAUGGGUGGUACCACCUGAGCCCCGGCCUAGCUUCUUUUCCAUUUCCCCCCAAGACUGCCAGUUUGCUCUGGGGGGGCAGGGCCAGAAGACAGAGCUCCAGAUGCUCACGGUGUCCGAGGAGCUGCCCUUUGACAAUGUGGAUGGUGGGGUGUGGAAGCAGGGCUUCGAUAUCCCCUAUGGCCCCCAUGACUGGGACUCAGAAGACCUCCAGGUGUUUGUGGUACCCCAUUCCCACAAUGACCCAGGCUGGAUCAAGACUUUUGACAAAUACUACACAGAACAGACACAACACAUCCUUAACAGCAUGGUGCCCAAGCUGCAGGAGGACCCGAGGCGACGCUUCCUCUGGGCUGAGGUCUCCUUCUUUGCAAAGUGGUGGGAGAACAUCAAUGCUCAGAAGAGGGCAGCAGUACGAAGGUUAGUAGGAAAUGGGCAACUGGAGAUAGCAACUGGAGGCUGGGUGAUGCCUGAUGAAGCCAACUCCCACUACUUUGCGUUGAUCGACCAGCUCAUCGAAGGGCACCAGUGGCUGGACAAAAACCUUGGUGUGACCCCACGCUCUGGCUGGGCCGUAGACCCUUUUGGACACAGCUCAACCAUGCCUUACCUACUCCGACGCUCAAACCUAACCAGCAUGUUAAUCCAGAGAGUGCAUUAUGCUGUCAAGAAGCACUUUGCUGCUACCCACAGUUUGGAGUUCAUGUGGAGACAGACAUGGGACCCAGAUGCCAGCACGGACAUCUUUUGCCACAUGAUGCCCUUCUACAGCUAUGAUGUGCCACACACCUGUGGCCCUGACCCCAAGAUCUGCUGCCAGUUUGAUUUCAAGCGUUUGCCUGGUGGGCGAAUCAACUGUCCCUGGAAGGUGCCACCCCGAGCCAUCACAGAGACUAAUGUGGCCGAGAGGGCAGCCUUGCUUCUGGACCAAUACCGAAAGAAAUCCAAGCUGUUUCGAAGCAAUGUAUUACUGGUACCACUUGGUGAUGACUUCCGUUAUGAUAAACCCCAAGAAUGGGAUGCCCAGUUCUUCAAUUACCAGCGGCUCUUUGACUUCCUCAAUAGCCAGACUGACCUCCGUGUGCAGGCCCAGUUUGGCACUCUAUCUGAUUAUUUUGAUGCCCUGUACAAGAAGACAGGGGUGGAGCCUGGUGCCCAGCCUCCAGGUUUUCCUGUGUUGAGUGGGGAUUUCUUCUCUUACGCUGACCGAGAGGAUCACUACUGGACAGGCUAUUAUACCUCCAGGCCUUUCUACAAGAGUCUGGACCGGGUCCUAGAGGCCCAUCUGCGGGGCGCAGAGAUCCUGUACAGUCUGGCACUUGCUCACACCCGGCAUUCUGGCGUGACCAGUCAGUACCCACUAUCAGACUACACCCUGCUGACUGAUGCCCGUCGCACCCUAGGUCUCUUCCAGCAUCAUGAUGCCAUCACUGGUACUGCCAAGGAGGCAGUGGUGGUGGACUACGGGAUCCGACUUCUGCGUUCUCUUGUGAGCCUGAAACAGGUCAUCAUCAAUGCCGCGCACUACCUGGUGUUGGGGGACAAAGGAACCUACCAUUUUGAUCCCAAUACACCUUUCCUCAGCAUGGAUGACACACGCUUAACCCAGGAUGCCCUGCCUGAGCAGACUGUGAUUCGAAUGGAUUCCUCACCUCGGUUUGUGGUACUGUUCAACCCCCUGGAUCAGGAGAGGCUCAGUGUUGUCUCUUUGCUUAUUAACUCUCCCCGGAUCCGGGUCCUCUCUGAGGAGGGCCAGCCCUUGGCCGUGCAGCUCAGUGCCCACUGGAGCUCUGCCACUGACAUUGUGCCUGAUGUCUAUCAGGUGUCUGUGCCAGCCCGCUUACCCGCCCUGGGUCUCAGCAUCCUGCAGUUGCAUCCAGGCCUAGAUGGGCGCCGCACCCUGCCCUCCUCUGUGCGUAUCUACCUGCAUGGCCGCCAGCUGUCUGUCAGCAAGCAUGAGAUCUUCCCCAUGCGUGUCGAUGAGACUGGGACCAGUGACUUUGCCCUCAGCAAUCGCUACAUGCAAGUCUGGUUCUCAGGCCAAACUGGGCUCCUCAAGAGCGUCAGAAGGGUGAAUGAAGCACAGGAGCAUCGAUUAAGUACCGAGUUCCUCAUCUACGGCACCCGAACCUCCAAAGACAAGAGUGGCGCCUACCUUUUCCUGCCUGACGGUGAGGCCAAGACCUAUGUCCCCAAGGAGCCCCCUGUUCUUCGGGUCACCGAAGGCCCCUUCUUCUCAGAGGUCGUUGCCUAUUACCAGCACAUGCAGCAAGUGGUUCGACUCUACAACUUGCCAGGGGUGGAGGGUCUCUCCUUAGAUGUGUCCUCCCUUGUGGACAUCCGAGAUCAUGUAAACAAGGAGCUGGCACUUCGUAUCCAGACAGAUAUUGAAAGUGAAGGCACCUUCUUCACAGACCUCAAUGGCUUCCAGAUACAGCCCCGUCGGUAUCUGAAGAAGCUUCCGCUGCAGGCCAACUUCUACCCCAUGCCAGCCAUGGCCUACAUCCAGGAUAGCCAGAGCCGCCUCACCCUGCACACCGCUCAAGCCCUAGGAGUCUCCAGCCUCAGCAGCGGCCAGUUGGAAGUUAUCCUAGAUAGACGCUUGAUGCAGGAUGACAACCGGGGCCUCGGCCAAGGCCUAAAGGAUAACAAGAGAACCUGUAACCGGUUUCGCCUCUUGUUGGAACGACGUACCACUGCCAAUAAGGUGCAAGAUGGUCGCCCAACCAGCUUCCCAUCUCUUCUUAGCCACCUGACUUCCAUGCACCUAAACACACCAGUGAUGGCCCUACCUGUGGCCAGGGAGCAGCCUGGAGGCCCUACCUUACGCUCAUUUCAGCCGUUGGCCUCCUCACUUCCCUGUGACAUUCACCUGCUCAACCUGAGAACCCUCCAAGCUGAGGAUGACAAAUUACCCUCAUCUGAGACUGCACUCAUUCUACACCGAAAGGGUUUUGACUGUGGCCUGGAGGCCAAGAACUUGGGCUUCAACUGUACCACAAGUCAAGGCAAGGUGGCCCUGGGGAGCUUUUUCCAAGGGUUAGAUGUGGGCUUCCUGCAGCCCACUUCAUUGACAUUACUCUACGCGCUGGGCUCGCCCUCUAACAGCAUGGAUGUCCACUUGGAGCCCAUGGAGAUUUCCACCUUUCGCCUCCGCCUGGGCUAGUGCUCUUCGUGGCCAGGAGAGGACAUACAUCCAUACAGACCACCUUUCAGAAUAAGGCUGGGAUGGACAGCUACACCGAGUGCCCCAACUUACUCCACCUUCCCCAACUAUAAUAGACUGAGCUCUGCCUCGCUGUUCUCUAUUUAUUGUUGCUACAGUGUUUGGGGGGCUGCCCAGAAGCCCAGGAUUAGACAGAUGGGGCAAAAUGCAGGUAGGCUCAGAAGUGAGAGGCUGGCCCUAAAUGCCAGAGCAGACGGUGCUGGGCAGUGCCUUGAGGUGCAUGAGUGGCUGCCCACUUGGACAUGAGGUUCUUGCCACCGGUUCCUCUCCUGUCUCCCUACUGUUAGCUGUAUGGGAGACCAAGAGCAGAAGUGUAGAGAAGAACUGAGUGAGGCAGCAGGGAGUGAGAGGUAAUCUCUGCUCCUGUCUUGCUGCCCUGAUUCAGGGGAGUAGUUGAGGCGGGUAUGCAAGGAAAAGGGAAUCAUGAUCCCUCCAUCGGUCAGAGCUGGCUCUGAAAUGAAGUACAGUGAUUGUGUGGAGACCAGACACUUUGGUGUGAUAACCAGGUCUAGAUAAAUCUAAGAUGAGGAUGUGUAAAAAGGAAUCUGAGAACAGUUUUAACUUGGAAGAAAAGAAGGACUAAUGGGGGUAAAGGGAAGAUUUCUCUCUCUUUGGUAUGGGAAUCCCUAGGUGACCCGUUAGUUGCUAGGCCCAGCUACAGUAGAUGCUGCCCUGGCCAAGGGGAUCUGCAUCAAGCAGGUGAUUUUGUAGCAGUCGGUAAGAACCCUUUGUAUGGAACUAAGACUGUGACUUUGCCAGAGUUCACAGGACACUUCAGGUAACAAAAUUCAUUUCAAACUAG